AUGGCUAUGAUUAUCAAUUUACAAAAUAUUUAUAAGAACUUGAUCAUUAAAAAAAAAAAAUACUUUCACAAAAAAAAAAAAAAAAANAAAAAAAUACUCCACAAAAAAGAUCAAAAAAUGCAGUCUCUACUUCAUGAAAUAAGAAGUGAAAUAUUCAAAUUUAUAGAAACACCUAUUUCACUUAUACUUACAGAUCGCAAAUGGUAUGCUGUCUCGCAAGAUCCUCAUGUUCGCGGGGAAUGGCUAAUAUAUAAAUAUGGUCGUUCCCACGCUUUAUUUCAUGGCGUUAGGCUUGGAAACGAUUUUUUAACGCUUGACGUUGUUCAGGUUUUGCUCACACGAAAAGCCUUAAUUUCUAGAUAUUUUAUACAACGUCUAAUAAUGCAAUUUGGGCCUUAUGAUGAAAAACUUAUAGAACAAAAGAUCCAACAUAAUGCAAAUCAAAUUGAUUUUGAUAGAAUUCGUGACUUUAAAAAGAAACUUCGUUCUCCUUGGGCUAGUAAUUUACCUUUACCAAUUUUUACUAAACUAAUCACUGAAGGAUAUAAUACUUUAAGUGAUCAUGGUCUUGAGACGAAAGGAAAUGAUAUGGAAUUAUUUCAUUUCUUAUCAGCCGGUCCUCUUGUCAUUAAUGAUGCUCCUCAAAAACUUCAUCAAAAUCUUAGUGAAAUUGAAGAUUUGAUUUUAAAUAAAAAGUUUGUGCCUUUUCCCCCUCGUCCUAAACCUAUUUUCGAAGAUACCAUAGAAUAUAUUCAAUUAAUGCAAGCGAGAGCUCAUGAAGAUUAUCCUCCGAAGGAUGGCUAUGAAAAUAGUCGUCAACUUAAUGUCGUGGCUAGAGCGAUAUUGAUACAUCCUGAUUUAAUAAAUUUAUGGAAAGAAAUUGGAUACCAUAGAAUUUGCAGUGAUGUCAACGAUCUCGUGAUGCAAGGCGCCUUUUUAAUUUUAUUUCCUCCUACUCCACCCACUAAUUGGAUAAUUCCUGACAUUGAUUCCGUUGUAACCCGUUUAAGACAACUACUUGCUGUUGGAUUUCAAUUAACCGAAACUGUUAUGGAAGCAGCAUUUCAAUUAUUUGAACAUAGAUUAGAUGAGAUUGGGGAUCUUUUGAUGGAUUCGUUUCAAAAUAUUCGUAAAGAACCAAAAUCAGUAAUUGCUUGCUCCUGUCUUAUUCAAACAGCAAAACCUGAGAGAAAACAUAAAAAAUUUGAUUUAUUGGAAUUUUUAAUUAAAUAUAUUGAUGAUCAACCUGAAAAAGCUUGGGAAAAAGCAUUAAAACAUUAUAAUGUUGGUUUUAAAUAUGAUAUUGAUUCAAUAAAAUCUGUAGAAAUGAGAUCAUUAUCAGUUCAUUCAAAUAUUUAUUAUUGGAUACUUAAGAAAUAUGGUCCAAAUUAUAAAAUUACACAUCAAUGUUUUGAUGAUAUUUUAGAAUCAAGAAUUUGGAUAGAUUUAAAAUUACAAGAAAAUCCUGAAUUAGAUGUUCCAGAACAUCUUACUAAACAAGCUUUUAAUUCCAUUUGCUCCAUUUAUCUAGAAUUUUGCAAAGAAAAGUUUCCAUUUAAAAGAAAUUAUUUACCAUAUUUAAUGAUGGCGAAAGAUGAAGAAAUUAUCAAACCAUUUUUUAAAAUAAGCUUGCCAAUUUUGUUUGGUCUAAAAUUACAACGCAAUUUACCAUAUGAUAUAAAUCAUGAGUAUGACAGACCCAAAGUUAAUUAUUAUUAUAAAAAUAAUAAUAAAAGAAAGUUUAACGAGAUGGAUUGUUAUUCAGAUCAGAAUGAAUUGGCUAAAUUGUUUGAUGAAUUAAAAGAUAAUUAUAAUGGUACUAAAGCAUAUAAAAUUUAUCAUGAAGAAUUUAUGUGUAGGUACUCUGAGAAGGAAUUGAAUGAUUCUGAUUUUGAACAACCUGGAUCGUCAUCUGAAUCCCUUGCAUCAAAAAAACCUAGGCAUGAAAUUUAA
This is a messenger RNA of Rhizophagus irregularis DAOM 181602=DAOM 197198, 1953 nucleotides long. RefSeq lists its product as uncharacterized. Lineage: Eukaryota; Fungi; Glomeromycota; Glomeromycetes; Glomerales; Glomeraceae. The record is from RefSeq and is a predicted model, not a curated record.